Messenger RNA from Fusarium pseudograminearum CS3096, 783 nucleotides. RefSeq lists its product as uncharacterized. The record is from RefSeq and is a predicted model, not a curated record. The coding region runs from base 1 to 783 and encodes 260 amino acids. The transcript has 2 exons. NCBI's taxonomy places the organism in Eukaryota, Fungi, Ascomycota, Sordariomycetes, Hypocreales, Nectriaceae.
AUGGCAUACCACAACAACACCACUGUGCGCAACGACUAUGGCACCACUUAUAAACCUGAGCGCGAAACUGGUCUUUUGACUCGCUGGGUUCCAGAGAAGCUCAAGCACUCUGGCCUCUACCGUUGGAUCCUCCGUUUGACUCACAUUGGUCAAUUCCUCUCUUCUGUCAUUUCCCUCGGACUCUUCUCUGCUCGUCUCCGCAAGGUCUACAAGAUUGUCAACGUUAUCAAGACCCGACAAGGCGUCAGUGCUGCGUUUGGCGCAGUUGAGGGCAUCCUUGCUGCUGCUGUGCUGUACACCCUCAUUGGCAUGAUCAUCUCUCUGCUUCUCAAGGGUGGUGGUCCCAGAUGGCUACGCUGGCUUUGGGUUCUUCUGGAUAUUGCCUUUGUUGGAGCCUUCAUUGCUGUCACUGUUCUUACUCGUCCCGAUGGUGGUCCUGCUGGUCCAAGACACUGCUACGAUACUCGUGGUGUGCAGGGCGUAUUUGGCAACAACACAGACACUACAGAUGAUAGCUGCAACUUGCCUUGGGGUACAUUCAUCUUGGCUAUUCUUAGCACUCUCUUCCAUGCCUUUACAGCUGCCUUUCACGAAGUCCGGGAACGUCGCAAGGAGCACCACGUCGAAAAGCAUCCCGCGCAAGACCACUACGACCAGCCGAGCCAUGUCCCACAGACCCAUGCUCCUCAGACUCAUGUUCCCCAGACUCAUGCCCAGCCAGGUUACGCCCCACAGCAGCACGUUCAGGAAGGACAUGUCGGUAACAACAGAGCGGUCUACUAA